AUGAAAAUAUUAGUCACCGGCUCUACUGGUUACUUAGGCGCACGACUCUGCCACGCCCUCCUCCGUCGCGGCCACUCCGUGCGCGCCUUGGUCCGCCGCACCAGCGAUCUCUCCAGCCUCCCUCCAGAAAGCGACGCAUUCGAGCUCGCCUACGGAGACGUAACCGACUACCGCUCGCUAGCGGACGCUUGCUCCGGCUGCGAUAUCAUUUUCCACGCCGCGGCUGUGGUUGAGCCUUGGCUCCCGGAUCCAUCUCCAUUCGUCUCGGUCAACGUUGGUGGACUGAGAAACGUAUUGGAAGCGGUUAAAGAGACGAAAACAAUCCAGAAGAUUAUCUACACUUCUUCCUUCUUCGCGCUUGGGUCUACCGAUGGAUCUGUUGCUAAUGAGAAUCAAGUUCAUAAUGAGAAGUUUUUCUGCACUGAGUAUGAGAGAUCGAAAGCUGCUGCGGAUAAGAUUGCGCUGAAUGCUGCGAGUGAAGGUGUGCCGUUGAUUUUGAUGUACCCUGGUGUUAUCUAUGGUCCUGGCAAGCUCACUUCAGGCAAUAUGGUUGCUAAAUUGCUAAUUGAGCGGUUUAGUGGGAGAUUGCCUGGAUAUAUUGGGUAUGGGAAUGAUAGAUGCUCUUUUAGCCAUGUUGAUGAUGUUGUGGACGGUCACAUUGCUGCAUUGGAGAAAGGUAAGGUUGGUGAGAGAUAUUUGCUCACUGGUGAAAAUGCUUCUUUCAAGCAUGUGUUUGACAUGGCUGCGCUCAUUACUGGAACCAAUAAACCGAGCUUUAGCAUUCCGUUGUGGGUCAUUGAAGUAUACGGAUGGUUAUCUGUUCUGAUCUCUCGGGUUACAGGGAAGCUUCCGGUUAUCAGUCCUCCGUCAGUGAAGGUGCUGAGACAUCAAUGGGCAUACUCUUGUGAGAAGGCUAAGCAGGAACUUGGUUAUAACCCUCGAAGCCUAAGGGAGGGAUUGGAGGAGAUGCUUACUUGGUUGAAGAGUUUGGGUCUCAUUCACUACUAA
This is a messenger RNA of Microthlaspi erraticum, 1008 nucleotides long. The record is from the annotation of a GenBank genome assembly. Lineage: Eukaryota; Viridiplantae; Streptophyta; Magnoliopsida; Brassicales; Brassicaceae.